Cyphellophora europaea CBS 101466 is the source of this 1101-nucleotide messenger RNA. RefSeq lists its product as uncharacterized. The record is from RefSeq and is a predicted model, not a curated record. Gene Ontology annotation, biological process: tRNA methylation; cytoplasmic translation. Lineage: Eukaryota; Fungi; Ascomycota; Eurotiomycetes; Chaetothyriales; Cyphellophoraceae. Bases 1 to 1101 code for a protein of 366 amino acids. Gene Ontology annotation, molecular function: tRNA methyltransferase activity. The transcript has a single exon. Gene Ontology annotation, cellular component: cytoplasm.
AUGGGGAAGUCGUCCAAGGAUAAGCGAGACGCGUACUACAGACUCGCCAAAGAGCAAAACUGGCGCGCUCGCUCCGCCUUCAAACUCAUUCAGAUUGACGAACAGUUCGAUCUCUUCUCCUACCAGGACCCGUCUAAAUGCACACGAGUCGUCGACCUUUGUGCCGCUCCCGGUUCGUGGUCACAAGUUCUCUCUAGAGUCCUCAUUAAAGGCGAAUCCUUUGGUCGGCGUGCUUGGAUCGAGAAACAAGCUGCGCACGAGAAAGCCCGACAAUCAGCCAGCUCGGAUCCCGACAUCUCCACAUUGACGCUCGCGGCCGACAAGGAGCUCAAGCCCCGGCCCAAUGUACACAUAGUGGCUAUAGAUCUCCAGCCCAUGGCACCCCUCGCCGGCAUCACGACGCUGAAGGCUGACAUUACGCACCCCACAACCGCACCCCUGCUGCUCAAAGCACUCAACCCUUCAAGCCCGGACUCGCCACAGCCGGUCGAUCUUGUCAUCUCCGACGGUGCACCAGAUGUCACCGGCCUGCAUGACCUAGACAUCUACAUCCAGGCGCAGCUGCUCUUCUCCGCCCUGUCACUAGCGAUGAAAGUGCUACGUCCUGGAGGCAAAUUCGUGGCCAAGAUCUUUCGCGGCAGGGAUGUCGAUCUCAUCUACGCGCAGCUGAAAUGCGUGUUUGAGCAUGUCACCGUCGCGAAGCCGAGGAGCAGCAGAGCAAGCAGCCUGGAGGCAUUUGUGGUGUGCGAGGGGUACACGGGGACACCGCUCGACCAAGCGCCGCAGCCCGUGUCAGUCGGGACCGAGACGAAAUCUGGACCGCAGGAACCAGUGACCCGCAUGAUAAAGGACGAUGGGACCGUGGAACUGUCAUUUCAAAAAGCAGUCAAGCCUACAGCGCCGCCACCACAGAGGUGGAUUGCGCCAUUCUUGGCGUGUGGCGACCUCAGCGCGUGGGAUUCGGAUGCGACGUACAAGCUGCCAGAGGGACACGUGAGUCUGGAUCCAGUCCAGCCACCGACAGCGCCGCCGUACAAGGAGGCGCUCGAGCGGCGAAGGGCAGAGGGCGGAGCUUACGGAAAGACGGGGAGCAAGAAAUAA